Pistacia vera is the source of this 1500-nucleotide messenger RNA. RefSeq names its product bifunctional D-cysteine desulfhydrase/1-aminocyclopropane-1-carboxylate deaminase, mitochondrial. NCBI's taxonomy places the organism in Eukaryota, Viridiplantae, Streptophyta, Magnoliopsida, Sapindales, Anacardiaceae. Gene Ontology annotation, molecular function: D-cysteine desulfhydrase activity. Bases 66 to 1343 code for a protein of 425 amino acids. The transcript has 10 exons. The record is from RefSeq and is a predicted model, not a curated record.
AUUCACCUCCCAGAAGUUAGCUGAUUGAUCCAAUGCAGUAAAUAAGCAAAGCGGAAAGAAACAAAAUGUUGUGCAAUAGUAGUAGCAGGUGCUAUCUUCUGAAUCCCAUUAACAAAACCACCUCGUUUAGUAGCCAACGCCGUAGCAGAAUCGGAAUCGGAAUCAGAAGCAUUGCGUCUCAGUCUCACAAGAAGAUUGUGAUGGAGAAAAACGACGAGGCUUUCAAAUUCCUGACCAAAAACCCAUACAUCCCCCCUCCUUGGGCCUCCCAUCUGAGCCCUAUCCCCUCUCACACCUUCUCUCUUGGCCACCUUCCUACUCCCAUUCACAAAUGGAACCUCCCCAUUUUGCCCAAUAACACUGAGGUCUGGUUGAAGCGUGAUGACCUUUCGGGCAUGCAAUUGAGUGGUAACAAAGUGAGGAAAUUAGAGUUUUUGUUGGCAGAUGCGGUGGCACAAGGUGCUGACUGUAUUAUUACCAUUGGAGGUAUUCAAAGCAAUCACUGUCGUGCUACUGCUGUUGCUGCCAAGUAUCUCAAUCUUGACUGUUAUCUAAUUCUUCGCACCUCAAAGGUCCUUGUGGACCAAGAUCCUGGAUUGACAGGCAAUCUACUUGUUGAGCGUUUAGUUGGAGCUCAUAUUGAACUUAUCUCGAAAGAAGAAUAUGGAAAAAUCGGUAGUGUGACACUUACCAAUAUUUUAAAAGAAAAGUUGAUGAAGGAAGGGAGAAGGCCGUAUGUUAUUCCUGUUGGUGGAUCAAACUCGUUAGGAACCUGGGGCUAUAUUGAAGCAAUUACAGAGUUAGAGCAGCAGCUUCAGACAGGGACUGGAAAAUUAAAAUUUGAUGAUAUCGUUGUAGCAUGUGGCAGUGGAGGCACAAUUGCUGGUCUGUCGUUGGGGUCAUGGCUGGGAACAUUGAAGGCAAAGGUUCAUGCGUUUGCUGUUUGUGACGACCCCGAUUACUUCUACGACUUUACUCAAGGUCUACUCGAUGGGCUCAAUGCAGGUGUUAACUCCCGUGAUAUUGUUAAUGUUCUAAAUGCUAAAGGUCUGGGCUAUGCAAUCAACACUUCUGAGGAGCUUAAUUUUGUCAAGGAAAUUGCUGCAGCCACCGGUGUUGUUCUUGAUCCCGUUUACAGUGGGAAAGCUGCUUAUGGAAUGUUGAAAGACAUGGCUGAGAAUCCAAAGAAGUGGGAAGGGAGAAAGAUCCUUUUUAUACACACAGGAGGGCUUCUGGGUUUGUUUGAUAAAGUUGAUCAAAUGGCUCCUCUGGUCAAGAAUUGGAAUCGGAUGGAUGUACAUGAGUCUGUUCCUCGACAAGACGGUGUCGGAAAAAUGUUCUAGGGCAAAACAGAAGCGUACUUUUUCCAUUGAAAUUGUAUUGGAAACAUUCUCAAUCCCUUACGCUUGAAAUGUAAAAAAAUAAAAAAACUUACCCAAACUUUGUGUUUGAUAUUAAUAAUUCAGGCUGUAUCUAACAACUAAAUUAUUUUUGGGCGAA